Penicillium lagena is the source of this 2847-nucleotide messenger RNA. RefSeq lists its product as uncharacterized. Lineage: Eukaryota; Fungi; Ascomycota; Eurotiomycetes; Eurotiales; Aspergillaceae. The transcript has a single exon. The record is from RefSeq and is a predicted model, not a curated record. The coding region runs from base 1 to 2847 and encodes 948 amino acids.
AUGGAGAGUGUGGACCAAUUCCUGGACGACAACCCGGAACUCUUCGAAAGGGUGAGUGAGGACAAUGUCCAUGUUCCUCCCGAGCCAGAGAAACUCUACGACAUGACUUCGCUGCCCGAUCCACCCGCGGAUUUGAAAUUCUUCGGGAUGUGUGCCAGAGAUUUCAGCAUCGGCCGCCACAUCAUGAAGGAGAACUGUCUUGCGUUAGCCAAGUUUUGGUUCUGGGGAAUUCGAUUCGACAUGUACCUCCGCCCGUCCGGCACCAAAAUCAUCAAGGCCUUGUGGAAACUGUUUUACUAUAUGGCAGAUGAGCAUCGUCCACGCAACUGGGCGGAGGUUUUUGAUUUUACUCGUGAUUCUGGCCCCCGUUUGUUCAGAUAUACCACUAAUCCUUGUCCUUUCCCCUACAGCCAACACCAUCGAGAGCUCCCAAGCCUCAAGGGAGCUACUGGACCGGGCUUUCAUCGACCUGCAGAUGCACCGUCUGUCUUACCAGACAUUUACAUCGAGCGAUUUCUACUUCCAGCUGUCUCGAAGAAGAGAAAGAUGUCACGCUGCACUCAACCCCCGGGAUUCACCCAGAGAGAAACCCGGGCAGCCAAGAGACGCAGAACACGACCGUCGCCUUCGCCCGAUUCAACACGUAACCGCGCCGGUAGGUCCACUCAUGUUUCUAACAACUGUGUUCAGAUACCUCCGUUACCCGACGUUGGCGAGACCGGCUUCGACAGUCCAAGUCCUGAUCCAAGGACGGUUCUACCGGUUACUCUCACCAAUGGAAUACUGCUGCCGACAACUAUCCCGACAACCGUACCAACAGCUCUUUCAGCAGACCUUCCAGCAGCUUUGUCUAGAACAUUACCUGGAGGUUUGCCUGGUGUUCAAAUGCAGGCUGUGACCGAAGCAGUGGAGCGCGCAGUGAUGAAAUUCGCAUACUCCGAACUUGAACGGGAUCCCAGCGCUCCAGCUCGAGCACCUUUCCCUACCAGAACGGCCUGUGACAAGGACACCCUGCGCCUUAUGCAGGUUGCAACGUUUCCCGCCACCAGAACCGUGAGGUUGAUGCCCCCUGAGCUUCUCUUCGACCCGAACGGUCUCACCUAUCCGUAUCGCGGGCGGGGACCGGUCUGGAAUGGCGGCUCCUGUGCUAUCGACGCCGCGAUCACGUUGGGCAUCCUCGCCGACGCUGGAUGCACUGUUGCAGAUCGCAAAGGUGAUUGGCAAUCACAAUUCACCACACUGGAGAAAGCUUUCAUUGAAGCCUGCAAUAUGAACUGGGAUGUCUACGAUGAUUAUACAUCUAUUGACCUUCGCGACGCCUUUUGGAAGAAGCUGGUCUCCAUUGUCCCCAGUCUCACUAUUGGAGCUCCUACCCCUGUCUGGGUUGUUUGGGCGGAAUCAACAAGGAACUUUGCCCAGUUUCAAUUCAACUUCACCGAGCUAUUGACUCCGUGUUCAUGUCAGGGCCUGGCCCCAAUAUCCACAGACAGGAUAGGCCAAUGCAUGUAUCCUAUAUCCCAGCCCUUAGAUCAGUACGGUGUUACUGUGUCGGAAAUUAUCGAGCGCUCUACCUAUGGGCCCAAGCACAGUGGACCAUGUCCAGACUGUGGAUCACCAACGGGAGACACCAAGGUCAAACUGUUCAAGGACCUUCCCCUGCGACUGGUGAUGAGUUUCGGCAUUGAUAUCAAGCUGAUCUCCCACACUAAGGCUGUUGCCUUUCGGUAUGUGAACGAGCACGGAAACCACCAGGUAGCCACCUAUCGUUGGCUCGGCGGCGUCUACUACAAAGAUCACCAUGUCCGAGUUUACUGGACAGAUGCCGAACGAGGUGAAGAGGAUACCGGCAACAUUCGCAUCUACGACGGCCAAGACAACUCAGGCGUCAUUGUGGGUGACAUCCCGCCUUUCCACAGGGACUCUCGUGUGCCCCAAGAUUGGUUGCGUGAGGGUCUGCCGAUUGUCCUUUACGAGCGGGUCAUGAAUCCUUCCGAUGACGUCCUCAACGUGGCUUCCCAGACCGUUACCAAUAUGAUGAGUACUUCGAUGCAGAACAAACCGAUCCUGACAGAGCACACCCCCUGGCGCAGAGCACCGGAACCUUCUUCCUCGGCUGGCCUUGAUCCAUGGCCGCGCAUUCUGCCUCGCACCGGUGAGAACUACUAUGAGGCUCGGUACACUGGACUGUCCCCCAUCCUCAUCCCAGAUCCCAAUUCACCCCUCGAUGGAGACUUAGCCACUCUGCUGCUGAACGCUGCAGAAUCCAUAUCAGCUCAACAACCCACGACGUCCCCGGCCGAUGAUGCCAUGUUGCUUGAUGUUAACAAUCCUGAUGAUGCUAUGCCUGACGCGAAUAGUUCUCCUCUGCAGCAGAAAAUCCAAAGCCCCAACAUGUUCGACUCGAUCCUCGACGACCCAUCAUCCUUCCUCGCCAACCACCCCGACCUGUGGCCCGAUGGUGUUCCAGGUGAUGAUGGUCUGAGUCUGGUGAACUUUCCUGAGCUGGCGCAGUCGCCGAAGGAUGUUCACACGUCACCCUCGAAUGCUCCGACGCCCUACUUCUCACCUAGUCAGUUUUUAGACUUGCCCUCAUCCUCGAAUCCGUCCUCGAAUGUGUCCAUGGCCGAUAUCCCGGAAUAUAUUAACGUCAGCCACGAUUGCUCCGCUCCCUACGAGCCUGCUCGCGUGUACAUUAUCCAGUCGGAUCAGUCGCAUCGCAGUCCUCCUAGGGCUGGGGCCCAAAAGAAGCAAAUCACCAGGUCCACCGGUAAGUCCACCGGUAAGCCCAAGGGCAUCUCCAAGACCCAGGCCAAACCCAAAAGGCGGUCGCAGCGGGUCACCAAGUGA